CACGUGGCCAUCGAAGAGGAGCGCAACGGUGAGAAACUCGUCACCAGCUAUGAGCUGCUGCUGGCCAAGAUGACGAGCCUCGCAAAAUCGCUGCGGGAGCUCCACGCGAAAGGUGGCCUAGGCGCCGGUCCGGUGGCCUUUUGGCUGCGGCGGGGCGCCGAGGCCAUCGCCUUGGCUUUGGCGGCCAUGGAGGCUGGACACGGCUAUUUGCCCUGUGAUGAGACGCUGCCACCCAUGAGAGUGCUUCAGAUGCUUACGAUUGCUGGUGCUGGCUUGCUGGUUUCCACUGCAGAGAAGUGUGCCCUUUUGGAGGAGCAGAAGCUUCACGAUGAAGGUUGGUCGGGCUUGAUGUUGCCCUUAGAAACACUGGCCUCAGGCUUCAAGGCGUUGACCGUGCCGGAACAUCUUCAGCUCCCUGAACGUGGCGCUUUAGAGAGUUCUGGAGAUGACGACGUCACACUGCAGCUCGCGUAUGUGAUCUUCACCUCGGGAUCCACGGGCCGUCCCAAAGGCGUGGCGGUGAGCCAUAGAUCCAUCGUCCAUUUGAUUGAAUGGGUGAAUACGAGCUAUGAGAUCAACGAGGCGGACGUGCUGCUUUUUGUGACCUCGAUGGGUUUUGACCUCUCGUGCUAUGACAUCUUCGGCACCUUGGCCGCGGGCGCUCGGCUGCUCGUGUCGAGCUCCACGUCCACACGGCUCGCGUUGCUGGAAGAAACCACCUUCUGGGACUCGGCGCCGGCGGUGCUGGAGCUGCUGGAGCCACAACUGCCAGCUGUUUCUUCGCGAUGUCCACUCCGCACGAUCUUCCUCAGCGGCGAUUGGGUGCCAUUGCGACUGGUGGCCACUUUGCGCCGUUGCUUUCCCGCGGCCCGCGUGGUGGCGCUGGGCGGUGCCACCGAAGCCACGGUCUGGUCGAAUAGCUUCGAAGUGGCCAAGAUCCAUCCAUGCUGGAGGUCCGUGCCCUAUGGCAGGCCGAUUUGGAAUCAUCAGUAUUGGGUUCACACUGGCGCCGCUGGGUCUGCCCUCAGUCCGGGCGCGGGCACCGAGCUGGGUUCUCCGGGCUCUGCCCUCACACCACUGGGUCUGCCGGGUGCGCUCUGCAUCACCGGCCUCGGCGUGGCGCGGGGCUACGUGGGCGACGCGGCGCGCACGGCGGAGCGCUUCUUCGUGACGGGCGCGGGCGCUUCGAGCAGGGAAGCGCACCGGGGCUAUUGGACCGGCGAUGUGGUGCGUGUCACAGUGGAAGAUCCGUGGAAUGAGCUCAAGGAGAACUUGGCCGGAUCUGAGCUGGUCCUGGAGUUUCUGGGGCGUGCUGACAACCAGGUGAAGAUCCACGGGCACCGCAUCGAGUUGGAUGAGGUCCACCACGCCCUGACGCUCGACGGGUCCGCGGUCUCCGCCGCGGUGCUCGUGCGCGCGACGGGACGGCACGGGGAGCGGAGCCUCGUGGCCUUCGUCACGCCGAUGGAGGUGGACCUGGAGUCGCUUCGAGGGAGUUUGGAAGAGCGUUUGCCCAGCUGGAUGAUCCCUGAUGUGAUUGUCCCUUUGGCGGCUUUGCCCUUGACCUCCAGUGGAAAGGUGGACCGCCAUCAACUGGAAUCCAUGGACUUGAGUGAGAGCCUUCCAGAAAGCCAGGCGGCGCUCGCAGCGACGCUGGAGGCGUUUCGGCAGGUCCUGGGCGUGGACGUGGCACCGAGCGAUGACUUCUUCGAGCUGGGCGGUCAAUCGUUAGCCGCGCUCCGCCUGCGACGCCUCCUUCGUGCCGACGGCAACGGCGUGACACUGCGCCGGGGCAAAACAGACCGGAUCGCCCAGCGGUUGCGGUGCGCGGCGCGGCCGUUGGAGCCGCCCUCGGCCGUUGGAGCCGUGGGUGAAGGUGAGGCUCCAGCCACCUUCGAGCAAGAGCGUAUUCCAUUCCCUUCGCCUACCGCUUGCGGGGGGGAGCGCCUGGACGUGGAUCGUCUCAGAAGAGCUUUGUGCUCGGUGCUUCGACGGCACGAGCUCCUGCGCACCCUUUUGAAGGAGGCCGAAGGUGGCCAACUACUCCAGCAUGCGGUGGACUCUGAGAUUGCCAGCGGCUGGAUCCACAUCCACGACUUUCGAGAGAUGGAGGUGAAGGUGUGUGACGAGCAGCGGCAGGUCCUUCUCCUUGAGGACAUGGCAGCGGGUUUUGACCUUUCCCAGAGCGAUGAGGAGAUUCUGCUCUAUGUGAAUGUGCAUCAUGUGGCCUUUGAUGGUGGAUCCUUGAGAUACUUUCAGCGCGAUCUGUGGGCCUUUUACGAGGACCUUGCGCUGCCGCCCCUGCCUUCGCUGCUGGCCUCUUCGCUUUCGCGCCAGCAGCGCCAGCAGCGCGGGAGCGAAAGCGGCGCCCAGCUCGUGGUGAUGAUGGAACGCUUGAAGGGCUGCACCUUCCAACUGCAGCUGCCCAGAGCUGCCCCUGGCCGUGGAGCCCCACAGCGCUGGACCUCCUUCGCCCCGGCAGAGCCGGUGCGGCGCCUGGCGCAGCAGGAGGGUGUGACAGAAUUCACCGUCCUGCUGGCGGCCUAUGGGGCACUUUUGGGGCGAUGCUGUCAGCAAAAGGACCUCGUCAUUGGCAUCCCGGUCUCCCGGAGGCACAGCUAUGAUGGCACCGAGCAGAUGGUGGGUUGCUUUGUGAACACCAGUCUGGUGCGGGUGUGCCUCACUGAGCAGCAUCACGCACUCUCCUUCCGUUCGAUCCUAGGUGUUGUGGUGAGUGUGGGGGGAGAGGAUCACAGUGGUCCGGCCAAUGCCGAGACGUCAUCCCAUGCGACAGUGAAAGCAGCGAUCGAACUCAGGGCCCUGGAGCAGCCCUGGCCCUACCCUACCCGUCCGAAACGGUACGAGACUCGGCCAGGGCAAGUGCAGGAGCAACUUUUGGCUGCCUUGCAGACUUCACACGUUCCCUUCCAGAAGCUCUUGCAAGAGUUGCGCCCAGAGGGGACCUCUGAGCUGCAGACGAUGUUUGAUGUCCACGAAGAGGCGUUUCAACCUGAGGUCGCCAGGGGCGUCGUCUCGCAACCCUGGAGUCUCACUCACCUGGACGUCAAGCAAGACGCCAAGUUUGAGCUGUCGCUGGAUUUGGUGAGAUCACGACGCUUCGAUGGAUACAAAGCUCUGUGGGAGCUCCGCGACGGCUGCGGGGAGUGGCUGGCCGCACAGUGGGCGGAGCUGCUGACGGAGCUCCACGUGGAGCUGAAGCCUUGGACCUGGCUCGCGCCCAGCGAAAGGCGCCAGCUGCACGAGGGUUGCGUGGGCUCCUCUGUGCCGUUGCCACAGCUUGCGGUGCAUCAGCUGAUCCUUCAACAAGCGAAGCGCACGCCCAAGAGCUGUGCGGUGCAAAUGCAGGCUGGUCGAUGUUUGUCCUUCGAAAUGCUCGUGGCUGCCUCCGCCCGCGUGGCAUCCAAGUUGACAGAUUUUGCUCGAAGACGAGUGGGUCUGAUGAUGGAGAAGGGGCCGUUGCUGCUUCCGAGUUUGUUGGGCAUCCUCUUGGCGGAGUCUGCCUACGUACCCUUGCCUGGGGAUCUGCCAGAAGAGCGUCUUCGCUCGAUGGUGUGGGAUGCGGAGGUCAAGAUCCUGGUGACAAGCGCGGAAGAAAGGCGCAGCCACUCGAACCACUUGAGCCACAUCCCUAGGCUGAUGCUAUCAGAGGCAGAGGUCUUUGAGGGACCGAAAUCCGAGCUGAAGACUAGUCCAUUUAGGCCGAACGCCCGUUCCGCCCACGUGGGGCACCGCGAGAUGUACGUGCUUUUCACCUCGGGCACCACGGGACGUCCCAAAGGAGUGUCUGUGUCGCACAGCGCGGUGCUGAGCCAUGUGCUCUCCUGCUGUGCGAAGUUUCACCUCACGGCCAUGGACUCGGUCUUGCAAUCCAUUGCCUUGCCCUUUGACUUCGCCGUAAGCCAGCUUUAUCCCUACUUGGUGCUGGGAGGUUCGCUUUUGAUGCCCAAGGAGAUGGAUUCCAAAGACCCAGGAGCCUUGGCCAUCCUCGCAGCACAGGGCUCGGCUCGGACGGUCAUCCUUCAAGUUGCAGGGCUCACAGCCGUAGGUGUAUCCCUUGACGUGCUUGGUUCACUAAAGAGGACCAAGCCGAUCCCAAGCUUUGCUUCGGCGCGCUGCGGCGGAUCAAUUUGGGGGGGUGAAGCAGUGAACCAGAGGCUCUUGGAGCGGACCGCUUCGCGCUUCGACUCGAGCCGACUCUUCGUCACCUACGGCCCAACGGAAGCUGCCGUGGACACCACGACCGCAGAGUUCACGGCCGGUCCGGGCGGUAUGGACGGUACCGGCGGUACGCGCGUGCAUCGGUGCAUCGGGUGGCCGGAUGCCUACCGUGCAGUGCACCUGGAGGGCGAGGGUGGAGAGGACGAUGGGCUGGUGGUGUUGGGUAGCGUGGGGAUGUUGAAGGUGGCAGGACCAGGGCUGGCGCUGGGCUAUCUGCAGGUCGAGCAGGCUGAGGUCUUCAUGGAUGCGCAGUGUGGUGCAGGAAAGCACUACAAGACGGGAGAUUUGGUGCGAUGGGGGAAGGAGGGCUUGGAGUUCCUAGGAAGACGAGACUCACAGGAUCGAACUGGAAGAAAUCGAAUCUGCACUGAAGACGUGCCCAGGUGUGGCGGAGGCGGCCGUGCUGUUGGCCGCGCCGGGUGGUGUCGAGCCGGAGGAGCCGGUGCUGGUGGCCUUCGUGAGCCGCUCGGAGGAGUGGUUGGCUCCGCCCUCGCUGCACGCGCUUCCAGCGCCGCUGCGGCCGCGGCACGUGGUACCCAUCACAGCGUGGCCGCGGAGUCCCACGGGGAAGUUGGACCGACAGCGCUUGGCGCAGGAGGCGAAGGAGUUGCUGGCCAAGGAGGGGCGUGCGGAGACACAGGACUUCUCGGAGAAGGGGCGAUGCUUCCUGGAUCUCUUGGGACAGCUCUUGCGGAAGGAUCUGCGUGCCGCGGAGCUUCAGCAGAGCUUCCUGCGCCUCGGGGGGGACUCGGUGUUGGCGAUUCGGCUCUCGGCCAAGCUCCGGGAGCAGCAGAUCUACGUGACACCGGGAAGGAUGAUGGGCUCCAGCUCCGUCUGGCAUUUGGCGUCGGAGAUGGAUGCGGUGACAAGCGGAAGCGCGAAGUGCUUGGAAGUGGCCGAAGGUGUGGAAGGAGACGUGCCCUUGUCUCCGAUGCAACGUCGCUUCUUCGAUCUGCAGUUGUCUCAUCCGGAUCACUACAACCAAUCUCUGAUGCUGGUGCCCAGGUUUCCUCAUCCCCUGGAUGUUGA
This is a messenger RNA of Durusdinium trenchii, 5268 nucleotides long. The record is from the annotation of a GenBank genome assembly. NCBI's taxonomy places the organism in Eukaryota, Dinophyceae, Suessiales, Symbiodiniaceae.